Molecule: messenger RNA, 1020 nt
Organism: [Torrubiella] hemipterigena
Lineage: Eukaryota; Fungi; Ascomycota; Sordariomycetes; Hypocreales; Clavicipitaceae
Source: the annotation of a GenBank genome assembly
AUGGAUUACAAUCCGACGAUGAGCAUUUUUGACGAUUUCGUCAGGUUCAGUGAAACAUAUGUGCGCCGUGGUGAACACCAGAUUCUCGCCCACGUUCUUGUCCCCAAGGCUGCCCACGAGGGCAAGCGCCCCCUCAUCAUUAACUGGCAUGGCGGUUACCUGGUAACUGCUUCCGGCCUGUAUCCUCGAUUCUUCCCGCUGUUCAUCUUGGCCUUGGCAAAGAAGCACGGCGCUGUGAUUGUGUCCCCGGACUACACGCUUCUACCUCACGCAGGUGGACUGAGGGCUGUACAAGAUGACAUCAAGUCGUUUGAUUCAUGGCUUAGAGAUUCGUUUUUUGAAGUCUUGUCGAAUAAUACUCCAGGCUGCCAAGUCGACCUGUCCAAGACUUUGCUGAAUGGUGGCUCUGCAGGCGGAUAUGUUGCGCUCUCGCAUGCGCUACUCAACCCAGAUGCCUUCCGCGCGGUAGCUCUGGCAUACCCGAUGAUUGACUUCGAUACUGAGUGGUGGCAAAAGGGUUGCAAAGCAACUGGAAAGCCCAAUCCAUACAAUUUUCCAGAUGCAAUGUUCCCUCCCGCCGCAGAAUUGAAGAAGACAGUAGAAGCCUUCAAGACUGGACCUGUUGUGUCCGUGGCUGAUGAUAACCGAACAGGUUUUGGUGCAGCCUUAGCUAUAAAUGGCUUAUUUCCUGAUGUGUUCAGCCCUGGCGGCGAACUGGACGACGAUACUAGUGUGUGGUUGAACAAAAGAGUGGCGGCUGGUGAGAAGCUACCUGCACGAAUCUGGCUCUUUCACGGGACAGCAGAUACCGCAGUGCCGUAUGAAACCUCUGUCACUUUUGCCAAGGUAAUGGAACAACAGGGUCGAAGCAUCAGACUGGACCUGUUUGAGGGCAGCGAGCACGGAUGUGACAUAAUGGCGAGUGGCGCUUCCAGCGGCCAAGAUGAUCCUGUUAUAUUGAAUGGAGCAGCAUGGCUCACUGAAAGCUGGCUAAAUAAUGCAGUUCAAGAGCGAUUGUAA